AUGAUACAAGAACCUGAUGUUUCCUCCACCCAACUUGUUGUCUCGGAGGCCAGCAGAUACAGCAUUCUCGCAACAGACAUCAUCCUCCCAGCAGACAACAUUCACCCAGCAGACAACAUUCACCCAGCAGACAACAUUCACCCAGCAGACAACAUUCACCCAGCAUACAACAUCCUCCCAGCAGACAUCAUUCUCGCAGCAGACAUCAUCCUCCCAGCAGACAACAAUCACCCAGCAGACAACAUUCUCCCAGCAGACAACAUCCUCCCAGCAGACAACAUUCACCCAGCAGACAACAUUCACCCAGCAGACAACAUCCUCCAAGCAGACAUCAUUCUCGCAGCAGAUAUCAUCCUCCCAGCAGACAACAAUCACCCAGCAGACAACAUUCUCCCAGCAGACAACAUCCUCCCAGCAGACAACAUCCUCCCAGCAGACAUCAUCCUCCCAGCAGACAACAUCUUCCCAGCAGACAAUAUCCUCCCAGUAGACAACAUCCUCCCAGCAGAAAAAAUUCUCCCAGCAGACAACACCCUCCCAGCAGACAAAAUUCUCCAGGAACACAGUAUCUAG
Homarus americanus (American lobster) is the source of this 573-nucleotide messenger RNA. RefSeq names its product myosin light chain kinase, smooth muscle-like. The transcript has a single exon. NCBI's taxonomy places the organism in Eukaryota, Metazoa, Arthropoda, Malacostraca, Decapoda, Nephropidae. Bases 1 to 573 code for a protein of 190 amino acids. The record is from RefSeq and is a predicted model, not a curated record.